AUUGUGUUCCAUGGUUCGCAAAACCGUAAAGAACAACUUUUGAAACACGUUUGACAGCACAAAUUAAUGCUUGUCAUGAAGGAUUUUUCAUACUCGUAACGCAGACAACUUUGAUUUCCGUCGCAUUUCCACCCUUGAACAAAUCAACGUCGAUCGUACGAAAAGAAAUUCACAGGCAUGAAUGAUCCUCUCGUCUUGUAUGGAGCAAAGAUGAUUUCCUAUCCGAUUCCGAAGAGUGAGUUAAAUAAUUUUGGGAAGGUCUCGGAUUCAUCAUGCAUUACUGCUGUAUUUAGGUCCUGUUUCGUGUCAAUUGUUUUACCUCUGUUCGACGAUUCCUUUCGCAGGACCUCGUGCCAAUCGAACCAAACCCAAGUAGACUUCAGUUUUUUUCCCAAUACGACAGAUACACCUCCCUGCCUUAGAAGUAAACGGUGUUGAAAAAAGCAUGCUAUACAAAUUUGCAUAGCACCGACCACCUCUUGCGACGUCCACAGGUCGUGAGUAAUAAAUAAGUACACACCAGUACUAGUAAAGAUCGGCUAUUCGAUCGACGUGUAUCAAUCCGGAAAUUGAAAAAUGAUCAUCUGCCUCGGUCCGGUUUGCUGCCCGAUCUGGCCGGUGAUUUUUCUCGUUCUGAAGCCGUUGUGGAACUACAUUCCGGAGGAGCGAAAAAAGGAUCUGAAGUCCUGUAUCCUGAGUGAAAACGCACCCACACCAGAGUCAGGAUGGGGAUUUUGCAACACAAACCUAGGAGUUUUGUGAGUCACGCAUGACAAAUUGCACUAUGCAGUGUAGUGCAGGUUAGCAAGUGCAGCCGCAUCACAGAUUCAUCUGCUCAUCCUGUUCACAGCAUCACAAAUUCCAAAACACGACUGGAAAUGGCUCUCAUGGGGAUGCGCAUUACAAGUCUUCCUCUCUUUGCAAAUCUGCAUUACAACUCUGGCGUGGGUACGUUUUUACUCAGGAUAUCCUUCUGGGACACGAAAUGCUACCCCUGGGUGAAGCCGGUGCUCGACCUACUGCCCACCAGUGUGCGGAAGUUCCUCUUCUACGGCAUGCCGAGUGCCGCUUGCGGAGGAGGCAAAAAGCAACAGUCUUCUACUACUUCGACGUGUUGCCCCGCCUCCGGGGUUUCGACCUGCAGCAUGAAAGGAUCGGCGGACGGUGUGGAACUUGCAGGGUUGAACAAAAACAAGCAGCCAAACUCCUCCGCGGCUAGCACGGCCUCCGGCGUGUCGGACGAGGAAGACAACUGGGUAGCUGGUGAGGUGGUCUACUAGGCAUCGCAAAUAUGAUCUCAGUCUGGAACUGGAAGAUUGCAAGAUUUACAAUUACUUAUGCAGAUUUUUGUCUUUUGAAGUAGAUUGGUUGAACGAUUUUUUGCAUUGCAGAUUUUUGUCGGACAAGACGGCUGUGAAGUUUCUCAUGCACACACGACGUCGCAACGGCAACAGGUUCAAGAUGAACAUCGCGAGGUGCCUGUAUAGUUGCUGAAGUGCCGCGACCGCUCGCGCGGAAAAAAAAGAGCCCCUAGAAGUAGAAUACUUUGUCAUGUUUGCGAGCAUCAAAUUGUAACCCGAGAGUUUAUAUAUUUAUAGUACCUGCUGAUCAUCAACACCAUAUUCCGCGAAUCAUGGUCAGCAUGACAACUUCCCUCCAGACCGAAACUACAUGUUUGCAUUUGAUACCUACUGCAAGUCGGAGGAGCAGUUCGAAGCUUUGCGGAAGAAAGCAGAACAGCGACCGAUGGUCCUCGACUUCACCGCGAGCUGGUGCAAACCCUGCCAGAAACUGAAGCCGGUCUUCGCGCAGCUGGCUGCUGCGCACAGCACCGCGGCGUUUGUAGUCAUCGACGUGGACGAAUUGGAGGAGAUCACGUCCGAGUACGAGGUGACGACAUUGCCGGCAUUUUGGCUGGAACACGGGACCAACAGAACGAGGAUGACAGUGACGCCAUCGGAGCAAAACUUGAAAGAGUUUGUGAAGGCCAAGUUGGUGUGAUGAAAGGUAUGGUAGCCGAAUGUUAUAUGUAGGGGUGUAGAAGUUUCGUUUCUUCAAUCAUCUUACUUCCUACUGCCUUGUCACGGCAAAGAACUUUUUCGACCCACAAGAACUUCUUCUGUCCAGAAGAUUUCAUCAGCGACUACCCGAAAUAUCACCCUUGCUCAGGCGACAAAAAAGCAACUGUAAGCCGUAAUAAAACCUGGCUGAAUUACCUAGAUCCAGCUGCUAGUGCCGCUGGCAAAAGAAGUCCAAAAGCGCGCGUUGAUUGGUUGCUUGCCGUCAGCGAUUCUUCUUG
Messenger RNA from Amoebophrya sp. A120, 2299 nucleotides. NCBI's taxonomy places the organism in Eukaryota, Dinophyceae, Syndiniales, Amoebophryaceae. The record is from the annotation of a GenBank genome assembly.